Messenger RNA from Suillus paluster, 1747 nucleotides. RefSeq names its product MFS general substrate transporter. The record is from RefSeq and is a predicted model, not a curated record. Bases 117 to 1607 code for a protein of 496 amino acids. Gene Ontology annotation, molecular function: transmembrane transporter activity. Gene Ontology annotation, cellular component: membrane. The transcript has 7 exons. NCBI's taxonomy places the organism in Eukaryota, Fungi, Basidiomycota, Agaricomycetes, Boletales, Suillaceae. Gene Ontology annotation, biological process: transmembrane transport.
GAAUUUUCCGGAUUGAAGGAAGUCUUUCCCCAUACCGACCCUUCAGGCUAACUAUCACGUUCAAAUAGCUCAGCCUACGUUUCAUGCAACUGAACAGCAUUCUAUAAGUUUUUGCUAUGACUCUUUCUACACAGUCUCAGUCUCGACGGACUCAUUUGCGUCGAGCCCGGCUUGCCCUCGCUUGCGUGUCCAUUGCUGCCAAUGCGCUUUGUGGUGGAGGCAUUUUCGCGUUUUCUCUCAUGUCACCUGCUUUGGUCGAUCACUUAAAGUUAACUCAGCCUCAACUGACCACCAUAGCCUUGGCCGGGAUGAUGGGCCAAUAUCCCUUUGCAGCUAUGAUAGGCAAGGUCGUCGACAAAUAUGGUCCUUGGGCCUGUUCCGCCGUCGCUAGUUGCCUAUUCUUUACAGGUUUCGGGUUGUUUGCGAAGGAAAUUGCUAACACGCCAGAUGACAUUACUGUACCUUCGGCAUCUUCAUUCCAUCAUCUUACUGUCUACUUCUUUAUCGCGGGACUUGGAACUGCCUUCUCAUAUUUCUCUUCCAUAUUUGCUGCCUGUAAGAACUUCCCAGAACUUAUCGGCAUAGCAUCUGGAACGAGUAUCACCUUGUUUGGCUUAUCGCCGAUGUUUAUAUCAAUACUGGCCUCGAGAUUCUUCUCGCAUCCCGACGAAGGACUUGAUGUUACGCACUUUUUACAGUUCCUUGCUAUUCUCUGCGGUGCCGUUCAUUUAUUCGGUGCUUUCACUCUCCACAUCAUACCUCUUCCCGAAGAUCUUCCAAGUGUUGUCUUGGAGGAUUCAGAGAGUCCGGCCCACGUCGACGAGCAAACAGCUCUUCUCCAUGGAAAGCGCAAUCAUGCUGAAGUUGAGGUUGGCGCCGUCGCUGUUUCUGCCGUCAAUGAUAGUCCGGUGAUCGACCUUGUCAAAGACCACAAUUUCUGGGCUCUGGCGUUCGUCUUGUUCGUGAUACUAGGCUCUAGCGAAAUGGUGAUAUCCAACAUUGGUACAAUUGUUCUCUCUCUUCCAUCGUACACUUCCAGCACAAUCUCAGCUCCUUCUACUGAGGUGGCAACUGCAACGCAAGUUCGCUUACUAGCUCUUGCAAACACGCUUUCUCGACUAGUUGUCGGACCUUUGGCAGACUUGGUAUCUCCCGUUGCAGCACACGUCCUGCCCGGCGCCCAAAGUAUUCCACGCAAGCGCCACAUCAGUCGUGUGGCAUUUAUCUUCUUCUCGAUACUGGUGCUUGCGUUAACCUAUUUCUGGAUGGUAAUCGGCGUCAAGUCGCAAGUAGACUUGUGGGCUCUUAGUAUCGGCGCUGGUGUCGCUUACGGUUCAGCCUUCACAAUUUUACCGAGUCUGGUGUCGUCUGUGUGGGGUAUAGAGAACCUCGGGCGCAACUUCGGCAUUCUAACUUAUGCUCCUUUCCUUGGAGCUCCCGCAUUCUCAUACUUCUAUGCCUUCAAUGCCGCUAGUCACUCAAGUAACGGCGGGGUCUGUAAAGGCAUCGAGUGCUGGAUUAUGACCUUUUCAUGGAACACUGCUAUUGCAUUCGCUGCGUGUGGUGUCACUAUAUACCUCUGGCGCACGUGGAGAAACCAGGUCUGAUACACAUUACGCUACUGGUAGGAGCAGGAAUAAGGACAUCCAUCUAAUCACAUUCGUAUGUAUAUCACGCUAUGACCUAUCACAUUCAAGGAGCUUAAGUACGUUGAAGCGCAAAGACUCGGAAAGUCUGGACUAGGUGA